Molecule: messenger RNA, 2171 nt
Organism: Physella acuta
Lineage: Eukaryota; Metazoa; Mollusca; Gastropoda; Physidae
Source: RefSeq, a predicted model, not a curated record
CGGGUUGGUAGGCCAGAGACUAAACACAAGUCCAACCGUGCACAAGGGGCGCUACUCCACUUCCGCGCUUUUUCUCUCAGUGAAUUACGGUACUUGAAUCUUGACUCGCGUCUAGAUCUGUAAGAGACAGACGGGACUAUUGCAUACUGCCGACUUCAGAUCUGUCAGCGGAAAUACUUGAUACUGUGGUGUUUGGUUAGUCUAACUACCGGAUAACACGAUGAUGGAGAUUGGACGAUGAAUGCAACAGAACACGUUUUCACAUUUGUAUCCCUGAUUUAAAGAAGAAAAAUCACAGACAGAAGAAAAAGCACAGAGAGAAGGAAAGCCAUAUUUCUGGAUCGUUUACUCUCGCCAGAACGUGUGUCGAGCUGUCGAGGUAGCCUCGUCCAGUGGUCAGAGUUUUAUAAAUAGCUUCAUGAAUAUUCAUACACGCUCUGAUAAGUUUCUCGCAUUCUUCGUUUCAAAUAGUUCGGUCUUCGGAAUCAAGAAUUCUGCCUUAGGAGAUCUAAGCAAAUAAAUAACUUUUAAAACAGAAUACAACAAUGGAUUAAACGUGUUUAAAGAUCAUAAACUGUAUCUGUGGUGUGUGUUCUGGUAAAAAAAGACUCUAAUUCUAAAAAUGAUGGCGUCACCAACCGCUAAAGCCCAUGACCCUAUGUAUAAUUUCGACACGCAUUUCCCAGAACGCCUUUCGCGUCUGCAUCUCCAUGGAGAUUUCAACGCUUCCGGUUCGUUUAGAAAAAAGAAGAACCGCGCGCAGAGAAGCGGCGCCAGGUACAAGACCCAGCCCGUGACGUUUGACGAGAUCAAGGAGGUGGACGAGGAGCCGGUGAGCUCCACGGCUGCAGAACAACCUCCCGAGCAGCUGAAGGGCCAGCUCCAGGCUUUCUCCCGCUCCAUGGAUGGUCUCCUCCCCAGGGGGGUCGCGGCCGAGCAGCCGCAGCUCCACAUCUCGCACUCGAGGUCCGGCUCUAGGAAGUUUCAGAGACACCCAGACUGCAUUCCAGAGCGGGCAGAGGCCGAGCAGCCGACCCCCACACAACUGGAAGCGCCUGAAAGCCGGCUCCAGAGUGUCACGUCUUCCACAGCCAGCCCGAGCCCGUCCCCCACCACGCUAUCGCCCGUGGGGGACGCUAGCCCCGACGCCAGCAUCUCACCAGUGCCGUCGCCGAAUAUCGCACCCAGGCGACAGAAAGUCACGGCUAAAGCCAAAAAGCGCCAAAAGGCGUUCGAAGAUGCGGAUAUUUAACGCACGGGUUUACAUGUAGAUCACGGCGUACUAUUUGCACAAAAAAUGUGAAGACUGCCCCUGUCUGAUGUGUGCUUGAUUGUUGUACUCAAAUCUUGUUAUUUGCAUUCUCUGUCAAGGGCCUAAUAUGAAUUUUUGUGAUAAACGUUCAGGGUUCAGCGGGCCGUAUCUGCUUGUACUAAAUCACGUGAUCUAGUAGAUAAGGCUGUUAGUUUCUUUCUGGCUAUGGUGUUCUCCCACCCCCACCCUCCUCCCUACCGUUUUACCUGUGUAAAAUAAAAAACCUUAAAUGUGUAAACAGGAUAUAAAUAUUAUGUUCAAUGAUUAAAGUGUUAUGUACAAAGUAUACAUUUCUAUAUUCUAUCAAAUAACUCAAAAUAACUGAUAUUUUUUUUAUUACUUUAUUUUUUUAUUCUUAUAAUUGUGUUCAAAAUAAUGUAUUCAAACGCCACCAUCCUCGUUGAUUUUUUAUUAAAAUAAUCGCUAAACAGCAAUUUUUAAACUGAAACAUUGAGAGAAGAGUUGCAUUUUUAAACUGAAACAUUGAAAGAAGAGUUGCAUUAAAAUAAAAUUACAUGCCGUACAACAGCUUUAUCAGAAUAAACAUUUAAAAUUAUUACAAAAUAAAUAAACAAUGGAGCCAUAUUUAUCACAAUUGUUCAGUACAUCGACAAAAUGUUUCAUCAUAUUUUUCUAUCUUGUGUACAUUGCCGUGGGCGCAGGCUCAAACUUCCUUUUAUGUCUGAGCUGACGUUUUGCUGGCUUUUAACAAAUCUUUCUGUGUUUUAAAUACCAUUUUCCGAUAGCACAGAUCUGUAGCAGAUUUAAUGUUAAUCAGGCUUGCCUCAGUGUUUCCGUUUUCAUUUCAUAGGCUGAUCUAAGGGAGUGGGGAGCAUUUAGCAAUUCACCUCACACACAA